CUCAAUGAGUCUUUCAUAAUUUCAGUCACAAACAGGAGCAAGCCAACGAGUAAAGUGUUUUAAAUGUACUUUCAUUUAUUUCCUGACGAAGUUGUCCUUUUUUUUGCUGGGACCUUUAAUGUGAGAAAGCGGAACUUUCGGUCGGUCUGGGGGUGAUGUCGGGCUGGAAUUACGGCGGAUCCGGCCUGGGGAAAACACGAGAUCAGUGGCGGCGCGACGGACCUGAGUGCGAGAGCUGGCACUUGACCAUUAUGACAACACAAAGUUUCAAGAACAGCAAGCAAGAGUUUAACUUUGGACCAUGGAAGCUCACUGCCAACAAAAGUCAUAUUAUGAAAUCAAAGGAUAUUGAAAAGUUAGCUGAGGAAAUGAAGAUGCAUUCCCUUCCGGAGAUGUUGUUUGGUGAUAAUGUUUUAAAGGUUCAACAUGCUGGUGGAUUUGGCAUUGUAUUUAAUGCAACAGAUGCCUUAAGGACAGUGGAUAAUGGGCAUGGUACAGUUAAGGUAGCCUGUGCAGAGGCAUGGCAGGAGAGCAGGGCUGACUCUGAACACUCAAAGGUUGUUAAACCUUAUGAUUGGACAUUUACCACAAACUAUAAAGGAACAUUACUUGGUGACAAUUUAAAGUUAAAGGUCACUCCCACAACUGAACGCAUUGAUUUGGAGAAAUUGAAAGCAAGAGAGCAAAUCAUGUAUUUUGAAGAAGUUUUGUUGUUUGAAGAUGAACUUCAUGAUCAUGGUGUUUCCAUGUUGAGUGUAAAAGUGAGAGUGAUGCCAUCUAGUUUCUUUGUUUUGUUGAGGUUUUUCUUGAGAGUUGAUGGUGUACUCAUUCGGACAAAUGACACGAGAGUUUAUCAUGAGGCUGACAAAAACUACCUUCUUUCUGAGUACAGCUCCCGGGAAAGUUAUAUUUCAGCUCUUCAGAAUGUUCCACAAUAUCUUUUCACUGAUCCGAACGAGAUCUCGCAGUAUUUACCUCUAAAACAGCUGAUCUGUGAGAAAUUGGAAUUCCCUGAAGGCAUGGACAACAAUACCGUAUUUGGAAAUACGCAGAUCUGUGUUAAUUCUGAUGUGACUGACAGAGAAUCAAGACAAACGUGAUAUUCUGCUAUGGGAAGAAGAAAAAGUUUCUAAAUGGUAGACUAGUAUAAUCCUUUUGAUUUAUUUUAGUAACAGUCAAUAUACUUUUGGGGAACUACUACAAUAAAUUUUGUCUUGUAAAAAGCAGCAGCUAUCAUUUUAAUAGCUGUAAAGAAGAAUUUAUUAAAGGCAGAAUUUAUUAACUGGAUUGAUUGGCAAUUCAGGCUUGUUACAGUAGAAGCCAAAGUACAGUCAGCAGUGCAGCUUUCAGUCUGAUUUUUAAUGUGCUGGCUUAUUGUUGUUUCUAUUUGUUUUGCCAGUGAAAUCUUGAAUCAAUUUGAGCUCUGAAAAAGUGGAUGAGAUUUAUAACUGGUCAUUGUAAUUAAGGAUAAAAUUAGUAGAUAUACUAAAGGUAGACUUAAACUGCACCAUUUAUGAUGUUCUGGAAUGUGCAUAGAGCUGUGCCACAACAUUUGUUCCUGUCUUGCACUCAAAUUGCAGUAAGUUACAGCAUUUGCCCAUACAAAUCAACAUUACAGGAAGUCAUUUGCUGCAAGUUACAUUUGUGCAGUUUAGUAUUGAUGACCAGUCAUUAUAAACCAAUAAUGGAUAUCUCUAAAACUGUGGAACUGCAUAAACUAUGUAAUUUAAAUAAAGAUUGAUUUCUGAAUAACUCUA
Pristis pectinata (smalltooth sawfish) is the source of this 1757-nucleotide messenger RNA. RefSeq names its product TIP41, TOR signaling pathway regulator-like (S. cerevisiae) (gene tiprl). Gene Ontology annotation, biological process: TOR signaling. The transcript is spliced from 8 exons. NCBI's taxonomy places the organism in Eukaryota, Metazoa, Chordata, Chondrichthyes, Rhinopristiformes, Pristidae. The coding region runs from base 156 to 1100 and encodes 314 amino acids. The record is from RefSeq and is a predicted model, not a curated record. Gene Ontology annotation, cellular component: cytosol.